Messenger RNA from Penicillium argentinense, 942 nucleotides. Its product is annotated as mitochondrial 37S ribosomal protein uS9m. Lineage: Eukaryota; Fungi; Ascomycota; Eurotiomycetes; Eurotiales; Aspergillaceae. The record is from RefSeq and is a predicted model, not a curated record. Gene Ontology annotation, molecular function: structural constituent of ribosome; RNA binding. Gene Ontology annotation, biological process: translation. Bases 1 to 942 code for a protein of 313 amino acids. The transcript has 2 exons. Gene Ontology annotation, cellular component: mitochondrial small ribosomal subunit; ribosome.
AUGGCUCGGCCCACCUCCAAUGGCCUGGUCCAGGCGAUGCAGUCCCUGCGACUGCACUCGCCUCUCCCACAGCGCUCUUGCCUUUCUUCAUUACGGCACCAUAGUCGCACCUAUGCGACCGAGACUGAGACGCAAGCCCAGCCAGACUCAACACCCGACAUGCCCGUCCAAGCUGCUCCAGAAAUUGACUUCAGCACAAACUUCAUCCGAAGCCCGGCCCGAAUUAUUCCCGCGUCUCCCUCUUAUUUCUCCGGCAAUCCGCGAUUCGUCGACCACGUCCUCAACCUCGAGUCUCUGCAAGCCCGCUAUGCUUCUCUCCCAAUUCUCCCGGCCGGUGAUGCCCCCCGAAUGGCGUGGUUCAAGCUGAAGCAAUUCCGUGAAUACGUCGGAGAGCAAGUGCCUGUCAAGAAAUACAAGAGUUUGAUCAAGAUUCUGCAACGGCUGAAUCGCAUUCAGCCGGAUAUGAUUCCCGGGGAGGUGCGGAGUGUGUUGGAUUCGUUUUUGCGCCCAGGAAACCCCUACGCUAUCAAGCAUGCGCCGCCUGAAGUCGAUGAGAAUGGAAAGGCGCGCGCGAAGGGCAAGCGUAAGGAGUCGACAGCUGUCGUUCAGCUGGUCGAGGGCGAGGGUGAGAUCAUUGUCAAUGGGAAAUCCCUCGUCGAGGCGUUCCCGCGGGUGCAUGAUCGAGAGAGCGCGCUGUGGGCUCUGCGCAGCACCCAGCGAAUGGAUAAAUACAAUGCUUGGGUUACGGUUCGAGGUGGCGGUGUGACUGGCCAGACGGAAGCUGUUACAUUGGCGAUCGCGCGAGCUUUGAUGGUGCACGAGCCUGGCUUGAAGCCUGUUCUGCGCAGAGCUGGUGUUAUUACCGUCGAUGCUCGCCGGGUGGAGAGAAAGAAGCCUGGACAUGUCAAGGCCCGCAAGAUGCCUGCUUGGGUCAAGCGGUGA